CCUGCAGUCAUAUUGGAGCAUUGUUAUUUGCAUUAAGCAAUAUGAAAGAUAGUGAUGAGGAACCACUGAGUUGCACAUCAGUCCUGUGUCAGUGGAAAGCACCACGAGCCAAUGCAAAACCACAACCUAUGUCUGCACUUGCACAUAGAAAACCUUCAACAGACUCAACAAAUGAUCCAAUGACUGAGCCUGCUCCUCAUCCACAGACAACCUUUGACCCCAGACAUUCUAUGGAUAGGAUACCUGACCUUGACCGUACAUUGCAACACCUACAGAAACUUAAGGAAAUUUUUCCCAAAACAGGGAUGGUGCAUAUUUGGAAUAUCCCAGACCCUGUCCCUAUGGCAUCACAUGAAGAAGAAAUUGUGACAACCAAGGACCCCUACAUCAUGAAAAUGGAAGAAAUGCUUUUUACUGUUGGCAACUGUGAGUAUCAAACACAGAACAAAUUGAUAUUGAAAGUUCUACAUGACCAUUUACCACCUGCAAUAAAUUUCGUUCCUACCAAGUUUAAUGAAUGUACAAUAAAAAGGAACUGCUUAAUGUAACAUAUGACCCACCACAUAGUAAUAUAAAACAGGUUAAUAUAUCAACACAUUUUUUUCCAGUGCCCCCACCUUCCAUUGACAUGGAUCUAGUG
This is a messenger RNA of Ostrea edulis (European flat oyster), 640 nucleotides long. RefSeq lists its product as uncharacterized. The record is from RefSeq and is a predicted model, not a curated record. NCBI's taxonomy places the organism in Eukaryota, Metazoa, Mollusca, Bivalvia, Ostreida, Ostreidae. Bases 42 to 548 code for a protein of 168 amino acids. The transcript is spliced from 2 exons.